Molecule: messenger RNA, 2657 nt
Organism: Manihot esculenta (cassava)
Lineage: Eukaryota; Viridiplantae; Streptophyta; Magnoliopsida; Malpighiales; Euphorbiaceae
Product: probable LRR receptor-like serine/threonine-protein kinase At4g37250
Exons: 2
Coding region: 252-2546 (764 amino acids)
Biological process (GO): protein phosphorylation
Molecular function (GO): protein kinase activity; receptor serine/threonine kinase binding; ATP binding
Source: RefSeq, a predicted model, not a curated record
UGGUGAGAUCAAUUAUUCAUGUCAAUUAAAUUUUUUUAAGUCUAAUUUAUGCCUGCAGUGCUGCCUGAAGGGCAUUUUGGUAGUAAGAAGGUCUGUUUGGUGAGCUGUGUUCCUAUUUUUUAACAGCUCUCCAUCACAUGGCUUCAUAAAUCUCACCAGCAUCUCUUUUUCUGUCUCUCUCUCUCUCUCUCUCUCUCUCUCUCCCAGUGUAUUUUUUUCAUAGGAGAGAUGUGGGAUUAUUCUGAGAAAUCAUGAAUUCCCAAAGCAUUAGCCUCCAUUUAUGGUGGACAAUUCUUUCUCUCGUUCUUUUACUUCUUAUUGUCCAAUCUUUUGGGCUCAACACAGAUGGGAUUCUCUUGCUUUCUUUCAAGUUCGCUAUUCUCAGUGACCCUCUACGUGUUCUUCAGACAUGGAACUACUUCGAUGAGACUCCAUGUUCCUGGAAUGGAGUUACCUGUGGAGCUUCCUCUCGUGCCACUGGCUUGUCUCUCCCAAAUUCUCAGCUUCUUGGUUCAAUCCCUUCUGAUCUUUUUAUGAUCCAAAACCUCCAAAAUCUUGAUCUUUCCAACAAUUCUCUUAAUGGGUCUUUGCCUCUUUCUCUUUCCAACGCUUCCCAACUUCGGUUUCUUGAUUUGUCUAAUAAUUUGUUCUCUGGCGAGUUGCCGGAGUCUAUAGGAUCCUUACAGAAUCUUGAGUUUCUUAACUUGUCUGAUAAUGCCUUGGCGGGAACUUUACCCUCCAGUCUCCCUACCCUCCAUAAUCUAACUGUUGUUUCUUUGAAAAACAAUUACUUCUUUGGUGGUCUGCCCAGUGGAUUUGGAGCAGUUCAGGUUGUAGAUCUUUCUUCGAAUCUCAUCAAUGGAUCUUUGCCUCAAGGUUUUGGUGGUACCAGUCUUCAGUACUUGAAUAUCUCUUAUAACAAGCUCUCUGGGCCAAUUCCGCCAGAAUUCGCUUCACAAAUCCCUGGUAAUGCCACUGUCGAUCUCUCGUUCAAUAAUCUAUCUGGGGAAAUUCCAGAUUCUACUGUUUUCUUGAAUCAGAAAGCAAGUUCCUUUACUGGGAAUCUUGAUCUCUGCGGCGAGCCAUCAAGAAACCCAUGUCCAAUUCCUUCUUCGCCAUCCUCUCUUCCAAAUGUAUCUUCCCCUACUUCUCCUCCAGCAUUCGCUGCAAUUCCAAAAACAACAACCUCUAUCCCAGCGACCACCCCACCAGGUUCAGCAACUGGGUCUGGAGGACUUCGGCGAGGAACCAUCAUUGGGAUCAUAGUUGGGGACAUUGCAGGGGCUGCAAUUCUUGGCAUGAUUUUCUUCUAUGUCUACCACUUAAAGAAAAGGAAAAACGUAGAGAAAACUCUCAAGAAAGAGGCCAAUACUGCAAAGGAGGAGACUUGGUCAUCUUCCUCCUCAGAAUCAAGAGGGUUCAAGAGAUGGUCAUGUUUACGCAAGAGAGAUAACGAAGAAGCAACCGAUUCCACAACUUCUGACGAUGACGACGACCCCAGAAGUGUCGAAAAUCAACGGCCACAAGAGCAGGAACAAAACAAAGGAGGCACAUUAGUAACGGUUGACGGCGAAAAACAGCUCGAGAUUGAAACUUUACUCAAAGCAUCAGCUUAUAUUCUAGGAGCAACUGGCUCCAGCAUAAUGUACAAGGCCGUUCUCGAAGAUGGGUCUGCACUGGCGGUUCGUAGAAUAGGUGAGAGCCACGUAGAGCGGUUCAGGGACUUCGAGACCCAGGUCCGUGUCAUAGCCAAGCUGGUGCACCCAAAUCUGGUUCGAAUUCGUGGCUUCUACUGGGGGGUCGAUGAGAAGCUCAUUAUCUAUGAUUUUGUCCCCAAUGGCAGCCUCGCCAAUGCUCGUUACAGGAAAGUGGGCUCUUCCCCUUGCCACCUCCCGUGGGAGGCCCGGCUCAGGAUUGCUAAAGGGGUGGCCCGUGGGCUAUCGUUCCUCCACGACAAGAAGCACGUGCAUGGAAACUUAAAGCCCAGUAAUAUACUUUUGGGUUCCGAUAUGGAGCCCAGGGUUGGAGAUUUUGGACUUGAAAGGCUUGUGACCGGCGAUUCGAGCUAUAAAUCCAGCGGAUCAACCCGAAACUUUGGAAGCAAACGGUCUACAGCCUCGCGAGACAGCUUCCAAGAUUUCUCAAUUGGGCCGAGUCCAAGCCCAAGUCCUAGUUCGAUAGGAGGUUUAUCGCCUUAUCAUGCUCCAGAGAUGCUGAGAAGUCUAAAACCCAACCCGAAGUGGGAUGUAUAUUCGUUUGGGGUUAUAUUACUAGAGCUACUAACAGGGAAAGUUAUAGUUGUGGAUGAGUUGAGCCAAGGAUACAAUGGGCUAGCAGUUGAGGAUAAAAAUCGGGCUAUACGAAUGGCUGAUGUGGCUAUUCGAGCUGACCUGGAAGGGAAAGAGGAAACCUUGCUAAGUUGCUUCAAGUUAGGGUACAGUUGUGCUUCUCCGGUGCCACAAAAGAGGCCAACAAUGAAAGAGGUGGCACAAGUGCUAGAGAAAAUCCCAUGUUCAUCAUCCUCAUCAUACUUGUAUGGUCACUAAUGAGUAAUAAUAAUUGUAGAGAGAGAUGUAUGUAUCAUUUUGACUUUGUUAUAGGUUGUUAUUUGUGAUUUGUUGUGUGAUAAUUUUUGUGACUAAUCUUUCACCUUGCUA